Molecule: messenger RNA, 673 nt
Organism: Camellia sinensis
Lineage: Eukaryota; Viridiplantae; Streptophyta; Magnoliopsida; Ericales; Theaceae
Source: RefSeq, a predicted model, not a curated record
CCCAAAUCAAUAUGAACUCUCUCUCUCUCUCUCUCUCUCUCUCUCAAAAUCUCACUCUUCACUCUCUCUCGCUAUACUCUCUCUUUCAACUCACCACUCUCAAUUUUAUUGUUCAUUUGAAGAUGUCGAUCAAUUGUUGAUGAAUAUUUGAAGAUUUUGAUCGAUCGUUGAUGAAGAUUUGAAGAUUUCAAUCUGCUGUUGAUGAAGAUUUCGAUUGAUUCAUGAUCGGAGGAUGGAUUGCUGACACACUUUUGAGCAAAGGUCUUUCCGUAACAACAGUUCGUAAGAUAAUGCAAUCAAUUGGAUUUUUGGGGCCUGCCUUCUUCCUUACACACCUGAGCCAUGUCAAGGCACCUGCUUUAGCAGUGCUAUGCAUGGCAUGCAAUCAGGGAUCAGAUGCAUUCUCAGUCUGGCCUCUACUCCAAUCACCAAGACAUUGGGCCCCGAUAUGCUGUCAGUUAUCUCUAUCUCUAUCCUACACAAAAUCAAAUAUUGCUUCUCUCGUGAUUCCUAGCUAUGAAUAUAAUCUUUUUGUAAAGGUUAUUUCUCAAAAUAUGAAGUGAUUAAAUCCCAGUAAAUAGAGUGGAAAAGUAAAAAAGAUUUCAAACAUCAAUCAUAUUUUUCAGGUGGAAAGUUUCACCAUUAUUAUGAUUUAAUUUGUGGUUCUGUGAAU